This is a messenger RNA of Malaya genurostris, 1081 nucleotides long. It is a transcript of the gene PpV, whose product is annotated as serine/threonine-protein phosphatase 6 catalytic subunit. The transcript has a single exon. Gene Ontology annotation, cellular component: cytoplasm. Gene Ontology annotation, biological process: G1/S transition of mitotic cell cycle; peptidyl-serine dephosphorylation. Bases 100 to 1014 code for a protein of 304 amino acids. Lineage: Eukaryota; Metazoa; Arthropoda; Insecta; Diptera; Culicidae. Gene Ontology annotation, molecular function: protein serine/threonine phosphatase activity. The record is from RefSeq and is a predicted model, not a curated record.
UAUUUAUAUUGUUGACAGCCCUUUGUGGAAAAGGUGACUUGAAUACCCGUUUUUGUCAGGAAAAAUUGAUAAGAUUCUUUUGAUUAGUGAAAUAGCAAAAUGACUUCAGAGUUAGAUCAUUGGAUUGAAAUUACAAAACAGUGCAAAUAUCUGCCCGAGAAUGACUUGAAGAAGCUGUGUGAUUUGGUUUGUGAUCUUCUAAUUGAAGAGUCCAAUAUUCAACCUGUAAGCACACCAGUCACCGUAUGUGGAGACAUCCACGGGCAGUUCUAUGAUCUGGAAGAGCUUUUUCGCACUGGAGGACAUAUUCCGGACACAAAUUACAUCUUCAUGGGCGAUUUCGUUGACCGUGGUUAUUACAGCCUGGAAACGUUCACCCGUUUGCUGACGUUAAAAGCACGAUACCCGGAGAGAAUCACUUUACUUCGAGGUAAUCACGAGUCACGACAAAUCACCAAAGUGUAUGGAUUUUACGACGAAUGUUACACAAAGUAUGGAAAUGUAAAUCCGUGGAAGUAUUGCUGUCGGGUGUUUGAUCUCUUAACAAUCGCUGCGUUGAUCGACGAGGAAGUUCUUUGUGUACACGGCGGGCUUAGUCCGGAGAUAAGAACAUUAGACCAAAUCCGAACGAUCAAUCGGGACCAGGAGAUUCCCCACAAGGGCGCUUUCUGUGAUUUGGUGUGGUCCGAUCCGGAAGAUAUCGAAACGUGGGCCGAGAGUCCUCGAGGAGCCGGCUGGUUAUUCGGCGUAGACGUUACGUUUGACUUCAUGUACAUUAAUAAAUUGGAGUUGAUCUGCCGGGCGCACCAGUUGGUUCACGAAGGAAUAAACUACUUGUUCAAUCGUAAGUUGGUUACGGUUUGGUCUGCCCCGAACUAUUGCUACCGCUGCGGCAAUGUGGCGGCAAUACUUAAGUUUCAAACUGCGGAUGAUUCGGCGGUAGAGAUAUUUAAGGCAGUGCCGGACAACGAACGAGUUAUGCCGAGCCAACGUGUUACACCGUACUUUCUGUGAAGAUAAUCUAGUAUUCUUAUAAAAUAUAACCAAUGAAAAGAAAAUAAAUUGUUGCUUUGUGUAAAAA